GUUUUGAAUUUUUCUUUUGCGUAUUUACUUGAAUUAGCACUAAUUAAUUUAUUUCAGACAACGUUUGUAUGCUGACUAAUGUGUAAAAUUUCAGCCAAGUCAUGCUACCUAUAUAUAUAUACCGCCUAAAACGGGCAGGCCCGGGUAUCAUCGGACUAUCCGACAAAUCUUGUCCGAUUGCUGCCUCUCUCUCUCUCUGUGUGAUAAUGACGUCAUUACCCAUUCUUAUUCAUUUAUACUUGUCCUCGGCCAACGUAAAUAAUACAAAGAAAAAUUAGAAUUUAGAACACGGAAAAUUAGGGAAAAAGCUAAAUAUGGGAGGUGGAUAAAAUCUUACCGGAGACAUCAGAAACCCCUUUUCUUCCAGCUCCUGUCGGUGAAUUUUUUCUCCGAAUUUAAGGUUUCUGCAUAUUGUGGAGGAAUUCUGAGGGUUUUUUUAUAAUAAAUAAAAUCCUGAAAUAUAUCAGAGACCUUGUUGCAUUUGCUGGGGGAAUUCACCCCGUUCGUUGUAGAUGAGAAUAGGGUUCCGUGUUGUGGCGUCGCCAAAUUAAAACGAUUUUUUGCUAUUUUCUGUUGGUUUAUAUAAUAGCAUAUUUCCAAAUUUCCGGACAUUAUAGACGUAUAUAAUAAUCGAGGAAGGCAGUCGAAUUAUACAUUUCAUGUUCCAUGGAACACAAUAACUCAAAAGAAAAGGAAGUAAUAGUUGAUAUAGAGAGCGGUGAAGCAAGUGAAUUAGCUAUUGCCCAAAGAGAUCCCGUUUCUGGUAAUAAACCUCGGAAGAUAUCUUUGAACAAACUUGUCAGUGGAGUUUUGGGUUACAAAGGAUCAGACAUCAAUCUGGAUGAGGAGACCAUGGAGCUUUUGGUGGAAAAGAAUCCCGUAGAGCAGCAGAAUAACGGGAUUUUGCCACCUGUCGGAAAGGACAAUAAUGAUAAAGGGAGAACAAAGGCUGUAAAAGUUAAGAAGGCUGCGAAACCACCUCGGCCUCCUAAAGGCCCGCUGUUGGAUGCUGCUGAUAUGAGAAUGGUCAAAGAAAUAUCUAAGAUUGCUAUGAAGAAACGGGAAAGAAUCGAACGAGUUAAAGCUUUGAAGAAGAUGAAAGCAGCUCGAUUGCCAUCACAAUCGUCGUCUUCAUCUUUGGGUGGCACUAUCUCUGCCAUGGUCAUCACAGUUUUGUUUUUUCUCGUGCUUAUUUUCCAAGGUCUUGGUUCGAGCAGCAGUUCAAAUGUAACAGUCGCGGAUGCUCCUCAGCCAGCACCGGAUACAACAGCAGCUGCAGGCUUGACACCUGUCCAGUUUUACAAAACCGUUCUGUCAGAUGACGGUGCUGCACCAAGUUUUGUUCCCCCCAAAUCUGCUGAAUAACUGCCUCGGUUGGAGAUAUCGUUGUACGAGAAAAUUAUCGGAGCUCCAUAUAUUGUGUUACUCUGUAUUCUUGUGUAGCUGUAGAAGUUUUUAAAAGAUCACUGUUGUAUUAAGAAGUUUGCUUUUUCUUCUGCAGAGCAGAGAACACAAAACCAUGGAGAUGAUGAAUCUCUUACAACUAACUAUAUUGCCAAAUAACUCUAUGAUCCUGACGGCUACAUUGUCCAUUCUCUUUUACACGCUUUGCUCCUUUGUAUAUUAAAAUAAAUGCUUAUGCCAUUGUUUUUAUUUUUAUUUUUUCAAGUCUUAUUAUUAUAUGGAAACAAAAAGAUGCUUCGAAGUAUCACUAUUGCAUGUUUCUCUUCU
Molecule: messenger RNA, 1731 nt
Organism: Erythranthe guttata (spotted monkey flower)
Lineage: Eukaryota; Viridiplantae; Streptophyta; Magnoliopsida; Lamiales; Phrymaceae
Source: RefSeq, a predicted model, not a curated record